Messenger RNA from Amoebophrya sp. A120, 9831 nucleotides. NCBI's taxonomy places the organism in Eukaryota, Dinophyceae, Syndiniales, Amoebophryaceae. The record is from the annotation of a GenBank genome assembly.
AACGGUUCUGCAAAAGAACGGUAUGAACAACGCUACUGGUGAUCAGAAUGGAGCUUGUGCUGGAGGCUAUUACGCCCAGCCGAAUGCAAGUUAUUGGAACGGGUGUGGUAACCAGUACGGCAAUAUGAAGGGUUCUACUGUCCCAGGCGGUAUGAUGACAGGUAAUAAUAUGCAGUACAAUCACCAGUGGGUGAACAAUAGUAACGCUUACUACGGAAAUGAAAACCAGAAUCACAAAGGCCGGUCGGGUUGUGGGUCUACUUAUGGCAACAACUGUAACCCGAAUUACAGUGGCAACAGCGGAACUGGUGCGUCGAAAGGAGCCGCAAAUAUGAGCGGGAUGACAAACAAUAACAACCAACACCAGUGGAACAACAAUAACAGCAAUGGUCCUUCAACCGGCACUGCAAAUCACAACUCUUUAUCGGCUCGCAAGCGCAGCAACGACAACAAACAAAAGGCCGCUUCCAUCGCGGGUUCGAAUCCCAAUUCCCCCGACAUUUCCAUCCAGCGCCAAAACCAACAGGGUACCACGAUGGGCCUGUGCGGGGUUCGCACCCCCCCGCAUAAACGCAGCAAUUCCGCUUCGAACCACUCGCAGACCAUGAGCAACAGUGAAAAGAUGCGACGGUCGAAGACGAAUAGCGGGAGUGGUGGAAAUCAUGGUACCAGCAACGGCGGGGGAUCUUACAAUCACGGAAUGAAUAACAGUCGCGGCAACCUUGCUGCAAACGCGAGCUCGAACGCAAGCAGCGUUAAUAUUAAAACGCCGGAUCAGAAGAACCACGACGGGAAUAGGAAAUCCUCGUCUAAAAUAACUUCCAACAACAGCUCCAUGACAAAAAGGGAGAGGAUUUUCAAUAGUCCACCAGGGUUAUCUGUUUCGAACAACAGCCCCCCGGCGAACUGUAACGUUUACCCGACGUACGAGCACCAAGAUUGCCCGACGAGUUGCCAGAAGGACGAUGAUAUCCAGUUCAAAUAUGUCUGGGACUGGGAGAUUGCGAGAUGUGUCAUGCUCGUCUGGCAUAACGAUGACUCUGAACUUUGUAUUGCGUGGCCGCGAAGAACUCCUCGCGUCUUUCAUGCACAAACGCAGUUUCUCAUGCGAAGUACGCAACUCAGAAGCAGAACCACGGAAAAACUUGUCAUGCUGGGCAGCGCAUCACAGUGUGCUCACUCUUCCCUUUCUUGCAUCACAAGUUUCCGCACCCAGACAUAUUUGCAAUGCAUAGAUGACACACAAGCCUAUACCAGCUCCAGUUCCUGUGCGGUAAGCAGUAGCUCUGCGGAGGAGAGUGAGGAAUGUAGUGACAGCGGGGUGGAAGUUUUGGGAGAGGAAGAACAUCAUUCACAGGAGGUUGGCAACUUGCAAGGCGGACAACAUCAAAUGGGUGGUAGUGCUGCCAUUGCCCACCAGCAGCAGGCUGGAGCAGCAAUGGAUCAUACGACGUAUGGUCACCAUCAGCAGGGUACAGCGAUGUUAGCGCAACCACCUGCGCAGGAACAGUGGAUUCCGACCUACUAUAACCCGGUCAGUGGAGAAAUCAUGGUGGCUGCAGCACCCCCAGGAGCCGCCGCCGCCGCGCAAAUGGGAACAGCAGCUUGUCAUGCUAUGGAACAACAGCAGCAGCAAGAGCAGCAGCACGAAAUCGUUCCCCCGCCGCCACCGCCACCGGCGGAUGGACAGGAAGACGCUGGCAUCGGAAACAGCAACAGCAAAACUAGAACUUGUGAUGCUGGGGGAAAUGCGAGUAACGUCAAUGGCAACAACCAGAUCCAAAUCGACAACCACAUGCUGAAUCUCUCCGCGUUAACCUCUUCGCCAGGCGAUAGUUUCACGACCGAUCCAACGUUGCAACAGCAUCAAGAGCUAGUUGGAAACGAUCCGGACAAACUCCAAGCGGAACAGGAGUACGCGCUAGCCGCGGAUCAGUUUUGGGCCGGACAAAGCUGGUUGAACGCGUGCGGUUUUGGGCUUCCGUCGAUCAACGGAGCGAUGAUGCCGAUGCCGGGAAUGUUGGCCGGAGCCAAUUCGCAGACGGCUGCCGCGGCGGCGGCGGCCGCGGCUUUGAACUUGCAGAACAUGUUCAUGCAGAUGCAGAGUAACUGCAACGCGGCGUUUGGCGGUGGAAAUGCCAACGGGAAUGGAACAACAACUUCUGGGGGAACAAGCACUACUGGUUUCGCAGACCCCGCACUCGUGUUUCAGCAGGCACAGCUGUUGUCGCAAAUGCAAGCGAUGAACAAUGGACAGCCGGUGAACAUCGCGGCUGCGAUGGGAAAUGCUGGCACUACAACUGCGGCAGCACACGACGGAUCCGGGCAGCAGCAACAGCAACAAGGGGGAAGCACCACUGACCCUCGCGGUUUCAUGGACUGGUUGAUGAGCAAUGCGGCCACUACAGGCAACAAUAAUUCUGUCGGGCAGCAAAACCAAAACGGCAACAAUCCCAUGCAGUUUUCCAACGCUAUGCAGAUGGCGUUUUUGCAGCACAUGCAGCAAAUGAAUAUGUUUGGAACUUCUGGAGUGAGUACGCAGCCUGGUUCUAUGCAAAUGCCCAUGACAAGUUCCUACGACGGGGCGACACCGAUGACGAUGAACGGGAUGAACAUGCAGAGUGCGAUGAACAUGAACAUUCAGAACGCGAUGAACAUGUGGCUGAUGCAGCAGCAGAUGGGGACUAGUGCUACGACUAGCAUGACAAAUUCCGGCGCUGGUACAACUGCGACUACAAUGAGCGCCGGGGCGGCGCCGUGGAAUCCGAGCACGAACGGAACGGAAGAGGUAGUGAUGCAGCACCAAGAGCACGGAGGUGGGAGCGGAACUUCACAACACCACUACGGUAGUUGUACCGAGUCGCAAUGUGGUGGAACUAUGUCCAAAACUUCCUCUUCCGCGACCACGAACAGCUCUGUCGGUGGGGGGAAAAACGGAGGUGCAGCGGGGAACAACAACAAACGGAGCUCGAGCAAGGACAGCGGAAAUGGCCAUGGCAAGCAGAACGGUGCAAACCAGCACCACCUCGGGAAGUCGUACACGCACCAAGGCACUAUGUCGAAAUACAACAACGGUAAUUCGAUGUCGAAAGGCGGGUAUGGAAACAAGUCCUCCGACAGUAUUUCCAGUACCAGCACAGCUCAGCAAUUCUCCAAGACAGCCAGUUGCAGCACCAAUGUUGGUGGGUACACGUCUUCGCAUGUGGCGCAGGGUCAGACGGGUGCUGGAAAGUACGAAGUUUUCAGCCACCAGACGGAGCACACAACUUCCGGGACGAUGAACGGGAAGUCCGGUAACAACUCCCGCCCCUUGAGCCCCGAGGAUGAAGCGCUGAUUGGUGGUGGUGGCCACAGCAGCUCUGUUGCUGGUGGAAAAAAGCAUGCCAAAUCCCAGGAAAUCACUCCGCCCUUGUCGAAAAUAACCCCGAUCACGGAAACUUCGCAUCACGUUUUACCUUCCCCCGCCGCAGGGGAUUUGAGUCCCUCCGUCUUGAUCAACAACACUUCUGGGGUUUUGAAAAAGGACAACUCGUUACUGUUGUCACCGUGGUUGGAGUCGCCCGACUGUAACGAAAAUCAAGGUGAAGUUGAGGAGUUUGAGAAGAUGCGCGGUGGGUCUCGUGACGGAGGGAACAAUGCGGCUGCGGCAGACAAGAACAACCGCGAGCAAGAGGACAACACGUUCGACCUCUCGGUCACGCAGAAUUCUUCUUCGAACAAGGAUGAGAAAGAAGAUUUGUCCGAUAUCCGGUCUAAUUUGGUUUCUCCGCCGUUGAAUUGUGGGGAAAUGAACAACAAAAUCGAGAACAACAACAAUCCGAGCAUGACAAACAGCGGGAAGAAGACGUCGACCCUGAUGGAAAACAAUCAGCAACAGACGGGCAACAAGCAAUUUCUAACCCCGAUCUCCAUGUACCCUGAAUGCUUACGGAUCUGGCGGUCGUUGAUUUACCACUUACGCGACCAUUUAGACGACCACGAUGUAAUCAAAAAGCUGUUUGACCAAUACACGGAGUUUUACGACGUGAAGGAAUUGAUGCAGAUGGGAAAAAGCGAAGUUUGUCAUGCACAGCAGCAACAGCAGCUCUCGGAACCACAACUUCUACUGCAAAAUGGUUGCAACCCGAAAAAUAGCAAGCACUCGACUUUCACGCAGAAGGAAUACCAGCAGAAGUACCUGCAACUAACCCCGACCCAGAAGGAGUGCUCGCAGAAUUUGGAUUUCUUGCUGCAGAUUUGCGCGGAGUUCCGGCAACUGAAACUCGCGGAAUAUUUCUACGACAAAAUGUCGGAUCUGAUGCCGAAUUUGAUGUACACCAUGAUGCAGGUCUACGCGAGUUGCUCGAUGUACUCACCCGCGUGUGAACUGUUUUUCGAGCGGCAUCCAGGUAUGGACGAUUUCUGUUUUGCUCAUUGAUUCAAUUGAUGCUCAUGCUAGUCUCGCAUGACAAACUGCUUUUUUCUACCUUUUUCCGCAUUACAGAUUCGCAUGAACAAAUCGAAACUUGAAACAGAGUACCUCCCCUCCCCGCGCAAGAACCAGCACGCGGCUUUUCAGCACUUGCAAACCGGGAAUACAGCCAACGCUAAUUCCGACAAUGCCAACAAGCAGAACACGCCUUCUACAUCGCAAUUAGGAUGCGUUUUGAAAUGCUGCGUUGAGCUCGGCCAAUAUGAUGUUGCGGAGAAGUUGUUCUCCAGCUUGGUCUGUUCUGCUACGGACACGAGCGUUUCGGGUGGUUGUACUUCUAAUGGCGGUCUUUCUGGUGGAGAAACCAGCACAGAGCAGGAGAUCACAACCGGUGCCACUUCUUUGCAGUCCUCUUUGUCCUCCCCCGGGGAGAUUGAGACGAGUGCUGGCAGUAGUCCUCAGGUCGACGGGGGCGCCAACGCCAUGGUGAAUGAAGAAGGCACUGCUCCUGCGGGUGCCUGUUGUCCCAACAACGACGACGACCGCUUAGACAAAUCUGUGACUCUCCCGAGUCCGAUGGUGAUGAACACCAACCCAGGACGGCAAGUGUCGUUGACGGAAACACCAGGGAGUAGCUCCGCCUGCAAUACAAGUUCUGGGACAACAAACGUUGAGAACAGCACAACCAUGAGCAAACAGUUGGAUUUGAAGGAUUACAUCACCAUGAUUCGCGGAUUCGGCCGGCAAGGGAAAUUACAGGAGGCGAAGUCGAUUGUGAAAUUACUCCGCGAGAACAACGCCGCUGCCUGCCACGCGAAUAAAGAAGACACCAGCGAGCAGGGCAAGGAAAAUCAAAAUGCAGAGGAGAUAACCAAGGCGAAUGCUUAUGCUGCUACCACAACCGGAAACAACAACAGCAACAAAGACACUUCCUCCAAUCACUACACUCUCAUCCGUCCGGCCUACAACGCGCUGCUCGACACGAUCGUCUCGUUAAAUCAGCAAUUCUGCAACAAGGAUAAGAAACGGGAAUUGGCGAAGGAGAUUCUGGAAGAAAUGGAGCAAUUCAACCUUUGUGAUUUAUCAAAUGCAAAAAUGUCUGGGUCUGGAAGAAUACAAACUUGUGAUGCGCAUUUCAGAACACAGAAAAAUCUCUCAUGCAUGGGGAGCAAAAGCUGUCCACUUUCUGCCACCAAAGUGGGGGAUUUGUCAUGCGGAUUCGGCAUUGCGGAAGCUUCUCGAAACCUGUCAUGCUUGAGCUUCCAUGCCAGACCUUCUGUGUCAUGCAAAAACAGCAUGACUCUUCCAGACCCAGACAUUUUUACAUUUGAUAUGAUUCUGUCUCCUACAACACGUAUUUGAAGGCGUUUUGCCACACUUUACCCGAUGCAUUUGAUUGUUUGGAGCAAUUACGGCAGAAAUCCCAGUUCACUCCGGAUAGAGUCUCCUACAACUCCAUCUUAAACCUUGCGGUCUCGAUGGGCGACUCGAGACGUGCCUGGCGGAUCAUCAACGAGGGCCUUUGUGGGAUCAAGUACCCGAUCGACCACUACACAGUGACGAUCAUGUUGAAAACGGUGCGGGUUCAAUCGACGAACCACGUGAACGUGAACAUCGCGAAGAAUAACAAAGCGGCUUUUAAACUGUUGGAUAAGAUCUGGAUCGGGCAGGAUGAAUUUUUAUUGAAAACGGCGAUUGAUUCCUGCAUUCGCGGGAAAGAAUACCAACGGUUGAAGCGGAUUUUAGAGUGUAACGAGAUCAAAUUCCCGAACGUGCCGACGUAUGGAUCUUUGUUGAAGGGCUGGGGAAUUUUGAAAAACCUGGAGAACGUGAAGAAGCUCUGGGCGGAGAUGGUGACGACGUGUGGUUUGCAGCCGGAUGAGAUCACUCUUGGGUGUAUGAUUGACGCGUGCGUGUCGAACAACCAGGUGAACUACGCACUGGAGCUGUUCAAUAGCUACAAGACGAUCCUGAAACCCAACCCGAUUAUGUACUCGACGUUGCUGAAGGGGUUUGCGCUGGAACGGCGGGCCAAGGAGGCGCUGGGGUUCGUGCGGGAGAACAACGUAUUUCUUUUUUACUUUACGCACUUUUUUUUGUCAUGCGCGAAUCCGCAUGAGCUUGUGUUUUUGCCAUGCAAAACUACCAAAAGAAAUUGAAAUUCUAUCAGGUCCUGAUGAACGAGGUUUCGUACAACACUUUGAUCGACGCCUGCUGCCGGUCAGAGGAGAACAUGAUGCAAAACGCGGAAGAAUUGAUCGAGGAAAUGCUCAGUAAAAACCUAAAACUCGACAUCAUCACCUUCGGCACUCUCAUCAAAGGCUACAUGAUGCAUGGCCUAGUCGACCACGGGAUCCAGAUUUACCGCAAGCAUUUCUGCAAUGAGGAAACGAGAAUGUUAAAACCGAACGAGGUGAUCUUCAACACGCUUUUAGACGGUUGUGUGAAGAACAACAAAUGCGAGCAGGCGCUGGAGUUGUUUAAUGAGAUGAUUUACAACCAGAAUUAUGCUGGUCAAGAAAUAAAUGGUGACGCGAAUAAAAACGGCAACAACACUACCACCUCCAAACCGACCUGUUGUUUCACCCCGUCGCACUUCACGUUGACGAUUGCGAUCAAGAUGUACGGGAGAUUGCAGAAAGUGGAUGAGGCGUUGAAAUUAGUGGAGCAGUGGCCGGUGUUGUACAACAUUUCGCUGAAUAACCACGUCUUCACCUGCUUGCUCUCCGCAUUGCUGAAUAACAAAUGGUUCCAGCACGCACUGCAGAUUCCGGAAUUGAUGAAAAAAUCUGAUGUUGCGCCCGAUGCGAGAACCUAUGGGACGUUGGCUUUAGGGUUGUUGCGGAACGGAGGAAGUGGGACUAACAACAAUUCCAGCACAAACAACAACUGUGGAAAUAACCAGAUGAAUAAGAGCGCGGAUGAACAAAACAAUCAGCAGAACAAUAAUACCGACUGGGUCUUGAAGGCGCGGAGCGUUGUCUUACAAGCGUUUCAGGACUAUCAACUGUAAAAAUGUCUGGGUCUGGAAGAUUCUGACACUUGUCAUGCACGCUUUGCGUGAGCCCUGAUGUCUGUGAUGCAUGCCCUAGCAUCACGGAUUUUUUGAGAGCUUCUUGAUACCUAUUCCGCAUGACAAACGCCCUCUCCGCGUAGCAAAAAUUACAUUCCUUGUGGUACUCAUGCAAUACAGAUUCUUUUUCUGGAAUCCAAAAACAGCAUGACAAAUUGCAAGCUUCCAGACCCAGACAUUUUAACAUUUGAUAAGGACGGACCUGGUGUGGAGUUUGACACCUUGUUCCGGAUGUGCAAGCAGGAUGAGUAUCUGUACAAUGAGGUUGUGAAGUCCUGCUGGCCGCAAUGUGCGGAGGCCAAGGCGGUGGUCGAUCGGGUCGGGCACGCGCUGUACCGCGGCGGGAAUCUGCAUGGUAAUAACGGCCACAAUCACCACGGAACUAACAAUCAGCAUCACCAGAAGCGCAACGGAGGUGGUGGUAAUAAUGCGCAGAACAAUAGUAGUCAAAGCGGUGGGAUGAACCGGCAGCAGCAGCAAGGAGUCAUGCAGCAGGGGAACAGCAACAGCGGUUCUGGCGAUAGUAACAAGAACGGCACGACGGCGAAUCAACAGCAGAACAGAGGCACAACCGGUGGAAACAUGCAUCAGAACAACGGAGCAGGGAUGAACAAUUACAGUAAGAAUGCGAACUGGAACAACGGAAACAUGCAGCAGCAGGGAAAUGCCACUUACUACAGCAACCAGCAGUACAAUCAAAUGAAUGGCAACGGAAGCUGCAGUCAGGGUAAUGGUUCUUAUCCCGGUGCGCCGGCCGCGCACCAGUACAACGGCAGCAUGAUGAACGGCGGCUAUGGAGGCUGCAGCGGCCACCAGGGUUCUUACAACAACAGCGCCAAUUAUUGGGGCGGCGCUCCUGGUUCCUACGCGACUGGAGGCUGUAACUGGGGCCCGCAACAUCACCAGAACGGGUCUGCUUCGUGGGGGCAGCAACACGGGAUGAACCAGAUGCAAGCUGGGUCCAUGAUGAUGAACACCGCGGUCUAUGGGAAUAACAACACGCACGCCUCUGCGUACAAUCAGAGCCAACAGAUGAGUACUACGGGAAACAUGAACGGCGGUGGAAACAUGACUUCCAACAACAACUGGCGUGGUGGUGCAGGGGCGCAACGGAACAACAACGCCGGCGGGACUUCUUCUGCUAAAGGGGGAAGGUAAGGAGUGAAAGUUGAUAAAGUACCAGGGAGUCAUUGAGGACAAAGACGUGUUGACAUCAGGGACUCUUAGUACUUCUGCACGACGACUGACCUCGAGGUUGUGCUACUUGAGAUAGCUGUUAGAAAAUAAAUCGGGCUUCACAAAAUUCGAAUGGUUUUUUCUCCUUUCCCGUGUAGAAAUUUUCUUUCUUCCGUCAAUAGAGGUUACAGUGUAUAUAGCAGCUUCUGCCAAUAUACAGCCGGUUUCACAGUCAACAUCCGUGGUCAAGAUCCACGAGCAAAUACUUCAUCUUCACAAGUCAUGUUUAGUCAAACAAGAUUUGCAUCAAUUUCCUCACAUCAACGAUAAAUGUGCUUUGGCAAUAAUUCACAAUUUUUUCAACAAGCGAAAACAAAUUUAUGGUACUCGUCUUGUAUCGGGUAAUAUCAAGGCUAAGUACUACUCUUCCUCCGUUUCGAGCAUUUGUCUUUCAAUUUGGUCGAGGUUUAACUUUAUUUCCGUAGUUUCUCGAUUUUGCUGAUGUUUCACUUUAUUUCAGUAUGCUAAAUGUAAACAAAAACAAAUUGUAAAAAGAAAACGAGCUCAUUUCUUGCCGUACUUGUUCUCUGCCAUGGUUGUGUCUACUAAACUGCUUUUUUGCAAAAACGCAAACCCUUCGUCUGCAACAAAAACGCAAAAACUUAUUUAGUUCGACAAGUAUCUUUCUACAACAACUUCGUUUGAUAUUCAUCCGUUUAGCUUGGCGAUUCUUUUUCUUUAUCUUUUGAGAAUUUUCGUUUCAUCUAGCUCGUCUCGUCCCUUGCGAAUACUGAUAGUUGUAAUUGAAAAGUUGAGUUGUACUAUUACUUUUUUUGCGAUGUAAAAAAAUACGAUUUUUAGCCUAUCCAAUCUUUCGUCCCUCUGCCACUGCAUCAGCCUAUUUCAUUCUGGGGAUUACAAAGCAGCAACUCUGAAAAUUCCGUCGCUAUUUGCCGUUUUCUGCUCUAAAUUUUGUAGUUUUCUUUCAGUGAAUAAUUGGAUUUGUGUUGCUGGUGCGAGUAUCAGGCUGUGCUGGUUGUCCUGCGACUUCUGGUGUCGCAUGGUGGUCUCGUUCACUAGUCAACACUAAGACCUAUUGUAUGAAUAGUUGAGAACAAAAAAGCACUUGUGUCGUAUAAUUUCAAGGUACUAAUGAUUCCGACCUGCGGUA